UGGACCUUGGUUGGAGGAUGAAGCUUAGGAAACGUUUCGUAAUGAAAUGAACAUCUGAUUGUGUUUGAGGUCCAACGAUGUUCCACCGUGGCUAGUUGCCAACACCUCUGUUCUUAUCUGAAUCUGCCAUUAAUAUAUUACUUCCUUUACCAUUUUUAUAUUAAUAUUUUGUUUUCUUCUUUGUACCAAAAACACGAAUUAUUAUCAUCAGCGAACUGAGAAAGCAAUAAUCCAUCGAUCCAUUUUCAUUUUUCAAGUGUGACCCAUCUUUGUUGCUUCCACCAUGCAUAGGAUCAACACUGCAAGGUCCAUUUUUUCUGCGGUUUUCAGAACCAAAUCUCAGCGCCACUCUGCUGCUUUCUCCACCUCCUUGCUCUUCGACGAAACUCAGAUACAGUUUAAAGAAAGUGUUGCUCAGUUUGCCACGGAAAAUAUUGCCCCUCAUGCUUCAAAAAUAGACCACACGAAUUAUUUCCCAAAGGAGGUGAACUUAUGGAAAAGCAUGGGAGAAUUUAAUCUCCUUGGGAUUACUGCACCAGAGGAAUAUGGAGGGCUUGGCCUAGGUUACUUGUAUCACUGUAUAGCAAUGGAAGAGAUUAGCCGUGCUUCAGGAUCUGUCGGUCUUUCUUAUGGUGCUCAUUCAAACUUGUGUAUCAAUCAGCUGGUGAGGAAUGGAAACCCUGCUCAGAAACAGAAAUAUUUGCCUAAGCUUAUCUCUGGAGAUCACGUGGGAGCUUUGGCAAUGAGUGAGCCCAAUUCUGGUUCUGAUGUUGUCAGCAUGAAAUGCAAGGCUGAUCGAGUUGAUGGGGGCUAUGUACUUAAUGGGAACAAGAUGUGGUGUACUAAUGGGCCAGUUGCUCAAACAUUAGUUGUAUAUGCAAAAACAGAUAUAACUGCUGGGUCAAAAGGAAUUACUGCAUUCAUCAUCGAGAAGGGAAUGCCUGGAUUCAGUACUGCCCAGAAAUUGGAUAAACUUGGAAUGCGAGGAAGUGAUACAUGUGAGCUUGUCUUCGAGAAUUGCUUUGUUCCAGAAGAAAAUGUUCUCGGGAAAGAAGGGAAAGGAGUCUAUGUCAUGAUGUCUGGGCUGGAUCUGGAGAGACUUGUUUUGGCAGCUGGUCCUCUGGGUAUUAUGCAGGCAUGUCUUGAUGUUGCCCUUCCUUAUGUUCGACAAAGAGAGCAAUUUGGUCGUCCUAUUGGGGAGUUUCAGUUUAUACAGGGGAAAAUUGCUGACAUGUAUACUUCAUUACAGUCCUCAAGGUCUUAUGUGUAUUCUGUAGCUCGAGACUGCGACAAUGGAAAAAUUGAUCCAAAGGAUUGUGCUGGAGCCAUACUUUGUGCCGCUGAAAGAGCAACCCAGGUUGCUUUGCAGGCCAUACAAUGUUUAGGUGGGAAUGGCUAUGUGAAUGAGUAUCCUACUGGUCGUCUCCUGAGAGAUGCCAAACUCUACGAGAUUGGGGCAGGAACAAGUGAGAUCAGAAGAAUGAUUAUCGGACGUGAACUCUUCAAGGAGCAAUAACAUGUGAUGACACCAUACCUUACAUGAUGCCAGUCUUUUAAUAAAUCUUGGAUGCUGCUGAGCCCCUGGUUGCAGAUGUCUGUGAAACUAAUGUUACAUUCAUCAAACGAGAAUUGUAAUCACGAUAAUUGAUCAUUGGUCCAAGAAAUAAGAAUUUCUGUAUCAUAUUUUUAUAUAUUUUGAAAAUCUUCAAAUCGAUAAUUUCUCUCGAAAAACAAUUCUGUAAAAGAAAUUAAUUCCUACAUUACAGUAAUGUGUUAGGGCCUUA
This is a messenger RNA of Cajanus cajan (pigeon pea), 1784 nucleotides long. It is a transcript of the gene IVD, whose product is annotated as isovaleryl-CoA-dehydrogenase. Gene Ontology annotation, biological process: L-leucine catabolic process. Gene Ontology annotation, cellular component: mitochondrion. Lineage: Eukaryota; Viridiplantae; Streptophyta; Magnoliopsida; Fabales; Fabaceae. Gene Ontology annotation, molecular function: flavin adenine dinucleotide binding; 3-methylbutanoyl-CoA dehydrogenase activity. The record is from RefSeq and is a predicted model, not a curated record.